UAUGCUAGAUGUAGAUGUUUGUUUGUGUAGUAGGCAGUCGCUGGUUUAGUAGAAAAAUCUGAUUGUUAUUUUCUCUUUCAAACUGAGAAUCAUUAGGUGUCUUUUUCCCAUCAUGUAGGCCAAAAUUGAGCAGUAAAGUUCUCAAUCUGAUUAACCACAAGUCCUGCCUCAAAAAGCAAUAAUAAUGUUUACGAUAGGUUUACUGACGGCUGUCUUCCUUGUGGUCUUUGCACUGUUAGCAGGCAUGGUGCUAACUCUGAUAAUUCAGUGGUACUUUUUCAAUAGGUAUUUAUUGAAAUUACCACUUGCCUCUCAAUCUGAAGAAGUUAUUGCUGAACAGUUUCAAAUUCCCCAGAGUCUUCUGGAAGGGGACUUCAAGCCAGAGCCUGCCAAAGCUCUCAACUCAGUCUUGCAGUUUCUGUUUCAAGAAUGCCGCAACACCAAACGAGUCCGCAGGUGGUUCCGUACUCGCCUCAGCAUCGAGUUGGAAGAGCUUCUAACCCGCACAACCACGGGCAAACUGUUUGAAGCCAUUGCUCUGAGAGAGCUUCAUCUCGGCACUCAGUUUCCGAACAUAAUAGACAUAGAAGUGAAGAAGUUCAACGUCAGCCCCAGCUGUGGCUUGAUAGACGACCUGGAAUUGUGUCUACAGCUGGAAUAUUGUGGCGGCUUUCAACUCACCAUCGACGCUAACAUGCGACUCAACAAGACCGCUCGAGUGUCUGUCAAAGUAAACCAGCUGAAAGGCCUGGGCUGCUUGAGGUUCACAAGACAUCCGUACACACAUUGGUCAUUCAGCUUCUACUCCGACCCUCAGCUCCAACUCACCGUAGAGUCACAGUUCCAGGGACGCACACUUCCCCAGAUAAACUCCAUCAUAGCCAGCCAGAUCAGAAAAGCUUUGAAGAGAAAGCACACGCUGCCCAACUUCAAACUUCGUUAUAAACCAUUUUUCCACAAGAGUGACCCAGGAGUUGUGGCGGAUGAAGGGUCUUCAGAGAUGGCAGUGACGGGAUCUCUGGACGUGUCUGUGCUGCAAGUAUCAAGAAUCUCAGACACCCCAGGUCCGGUCUAUUGUAGCCUCGCUGUUGACAGUAUGGCUUGGGUGGAGAUGGUCCAUUCAGACUCGGGUAGUUACCUCACAGUGGAUGUUAGCGUGCUCAAACAAGCCGGCUCGCUGGGUGUGCACUUCAAACAGGAGUUUGUGGCGGACAAAUACCAGGUGUGUUUCGUGGUUGAGUCAGUUGCUCCGUACGUGGUGGCGGAGGUAAGAGCGGGUGACAUCCUGGUGGCAGUGGAUGGCAAGAAGGCUGUCUCCUUGCCUCAGAUCAGCAAGGUGAUCAAGCAGGCAGGGGAUCGGGUCGGGCUGCGACUGGAGCGACGACUCAAGAUUCUCACCACCACUCCCCCUCCGGAUGAUAAGACGUUGGAGAUCUCCGGACUGAGACAUCGUAGAGGUUCUGGCGACAAAACCGACAGUGACAGUAGUAACUCAGCCUCUCUCUCAGAUUCUCCAGCCAAGAAAACUCUGAAGGAGAGCCCAGAUCACAAGGUGAUCCACAGAAUGUCGUUUGGUUGUGAGACGGAGCAGCAGCAGCUACAAGUGUUGACAACGCGGGACCAGCCUUACGCUCAGGUCAUCACAUUCAGUGAAACACUCAAGUUUAAUAUCCUACCUGAGCACAAGUUCCUCAACCUGAGUGUGUGGAGCAGGAGUCCCAGUGGUGGUAGUUGUGACAAGAACAGUCUCCUAGGUCAUGUCAGUCUGCCUCUGUCUACUCUAUGUGUGUCUACACUGGGUCAUCAUGUAGACACACACUCACUGCUGCCACCGUAUCCACACUUGCUCAACAGUUCUACCCAUCCGCUCUCCUCUCACAACGGGUUUGAGCCGUGUCUGUGCUACGGGGAUGUCUUACUGUCUACAAGUUUCACUGCGUCUCAUGUUCCUCCCACUUCUGUUCCCACCCUCUUGGUCCCUCCCUCUCCUUCUCCUGCGCUUGUCUCCAACUCACACGACUUUGAGCGCACUCACUUUAACCGUGCGACCCAGUGUGGAUUCUGCUUUAAAAAGAUAUGGCUGAAGGAUGCAUUCCAAUGUAAAGGCUGUGCGAUGACUUGUCACAAGAAGUGUGUUGUCAAAUGUUUGGCUGUGUCGUCGUGUGGACGACGAGCGUCUGCACAACCGGAGAUUGUUACUACCUCCGCAGAUGACAACGACACUAAACCAGAACAGGUUCGUCGUCUCAGCAGUCUGUUGGCGAGUGUCACCAACAAGGGGCUGAAGAGAGUGAGCUCCGCCAGCAACCUGGCACCCCCCUCCCCAUGCGGUGGGUCGGGGGGGUGCGGUGGCUCAGUCAGCCUUCCUCCCUCGCCUCAACACUCUCCUUCCCCCAGCCGUAAGACAUCGCUGGGUGAGGGGGGCACGUUGUUCACGCUGGAGGGUGAGGACGGAGACGAGAUCACGACUGCGCUGGCGCAGUUGCUGGCGCGACCUCAGGACGAGGAGCUCAUGGACCAAGCCAAGGCCACGGGCCGCCAGCUGUUUGCUGACAUGGCUCCGGAGGCCAGGAAAAAGAAGAUAGACAUCGUGAUGGCCAAGCUGAAGGCAAUGAUAGAUGACGAGAGCCAGAACCACCUGAGACUGACCAAGGAGGAACAGUCGAGCUCUACGACAGAAGCCAAGGCUAAGGCAGCGUUCCUGCUGGGCAAGAGUGAGGAGAAGCUGCACGCACUCACUGUCUUGAUGCUGCAUUGCUGUGCUGGUCUACAAGACUCUCACGACACCCUCACAUUACCAAACUGCAACUGA
Messenger RNA from Macrosteles quadrilineatus (aster leafhopper), 2812 nucleotides. RefSeq names its product PDZ domain-containing protein 8 (gene Pdzd8). Gene Ontology annotation, cellular component: mitochondria-associated endoplasmic reticulum membrane contact site. The record is from RefSeq and is a predicted model, not a curated record. Gene Ontology annotation, molecular function: lipid binding; protein binding. Gene Ontology annotation, biological process: mitochondrial calcium ion homeostasis. The transcript is spliced from 17 exons. NCBI's taxonomy places the organism in Eukaryota, Metazoa, Arthropoda, Insecta, Hemiptera, Cicadellidae. The coding region runs from base 185 to 2812 and encodes 875 amino acids.